Messenger RNA from Penicillium riverlandense, 2322 nucleotides. RefSeq names its product fungal specific transcription factor domain-containing protein. Gene Ontology annotation, biological process: DNA-templated transcription. The record is from RefSeq and is a predicted model, not a curated record. The transcript has 7 exons. NCBI's taxonomy places the organism in Eukaryota, Fungi, Ascomycota, Eurotiomycetes, Eurotiales, Aspergillaceae. Gene Ontology annotation, molecular function: zinc ion binding; DNA binding. Bases 1 to 2322 code for a protein of 773 amino acids. Gene Ontology annotation, cellular component: nucleus.
AUGCAGCCAUUGCCGAAGAAUUGCUAUGACGGUGAUCGUGAGAAGCCUGGUAUCAAGACUGGUGCAGUUGAGGCUUUGAGGCGACGAGUCGAGACCCUAGAGGAUGCUGUUUUCCAACAGGGUAAAGCGGGAACCAAUGAGCCUUGCCAAAGUACAAAUGACCCCAGUUCAUUGGCCUCUGCGCUGUGUGAAGGGCUAGAAUUACUUCUUGGAAAAUUACAGUCCAACUCUCCACAGAAAAGACGGUGGUCAGAAGUAGUUGACGAACCCCUCGAGGAGGUAAAUUUCGAGGAUGACCCAUUACCGCAGCCCUUGCCUUUGUCUACAUCAUCGAACAAACGCAGGCGAGGAAAUGAACGACGAAUCAUUGAACCAGAUGAUCUUCCAGGCCUUUCGUCCACACUACCGCCGCCAAAGGUCCUGGAGGCUGUCGUUAAUCUCUUCUUUGAUCUAGUGCAGCCAUGGGUUCCAAUCUUCCACGAGAAGAGAUUCCGUCAGCGAAUGGAGAAUCCAGAUGAUAACCCUGCUUUGGAGGUCGUUCUUCACGCAAUGGUUGUUGCAUUGCUCAGGCAUGUCUACCCGCGAGAGCUCAUAGUGGAUCUAGGUGACAUAGAGAGUAUCUGUGAGCGAUCUCGGAAGAUUGUUGUCUUGACCGCUAUGGAUGAUUUACAUGUUGAGAAUUUACAGGCACUCAUUAUCAUUUGCUUUGAAGAUAUCGGGUCCGGUAGACUUUCACGUGCGUGGCCCAUUGUUGGUUCACUAACCAGAACGGUGGAAUAUCUGCAAUUGAGUGUCGAAUCAGAAAACCAUGAUAAAGAUCCGGUCCUGCAGCCUCGGCCGUCUCUUCCCCAAGCCAAAGACUGGGUCGAGGAGGAAGAGAGGCGACGCGUGUUUUGGACCAUUUUUAAUUUGGACAGAUGGAACACUAGCUUAACAUCGAACGAUGUUCACCGGCGCCUCCCCGCCGAUGGAGGUUUAUGGCAUAACGAAGAAGCGGUCACCACACCAUUCUUUGGAAUCUGGGAUCGCUCGGCAGGAAAGAUCGGAAGGCUCAUCGCCUUUCUCCCCACGGACUACAAUGCUAGCGAACCUUCGAACAACGGAUUCUCUUCAACACAGGGAAACAAUUGUAUUCCGACGACAUCUGAUGAAAAGGUUGACAUGUCAACAGUCGGCGCAUUUGGUUACCGUAUUGAAGCCACCGAAUCGCUGAGUAGAGUAACAACCUUUUUCCUACAGCAAAAGAUCAAUUAUCGCGACCGACAAGAAAUGGGUAGCUGGCUCAUGCGGUUCAAGGAAUUGGAUUUACGCCUGGUCAGGACCAACAACAGUUGGAAAAUGUUUUUGCCCCAAAAGUGGAAAGAGGCAAAUAUAUCUCGCCAGCCGGCUGUGGUGACGAUGGAUCCGAACCUGACUUUGGCACAUAUCACCCACAACACAUCUAUGAUUCUCCUUCAUCAACGAAUUGCCUAUCCUCCCUUGGAAUGGCUGGAAGUGGUGAAACUCCCAAUCUUGUCCAGCGCAGAAACAUGCGAAACGGCUGCCAGCGAAACAGCCAAUAUCACCCAGAAAUUCCUGGACAACUCGCCCACGCAGAGUAUUGUAGAUAAUCAGUUCGCCUUUUGCGUUUUUGUCAGCGCAAGAGUUCUUCUAGUACACUGGCGUUACUACAAAACACAAGAGCUUCCUUCCGAUUAUCAUACGCUCAUGAAAUUCCUCGACAUCAUGUCAACUCGAUGGUCAAGUCAGAAUCGGGCGUCAACCACCAGCCGCAAAAACUCGGCAGCCAAAUAUUUCAGUCAACUGAAUGACAUAUACGACAAAUGUCAGAACGAUACAACAUUCAAAGUCGACGUCUUGGGGUACUCGAAUGAGAUUGAAUGGACUGGCCGUCCUCUGAGUCAGAAGAGGGAUAUAAACGCAGCAUCUGCGUCUCAAGUUAAGGGCUCUAUUAGUGCAUCCCAUGAUCCGGCGAUACGUUUGUCCUCUCGUGGGCCAGACAUUCAGGCUUCUGCACAACAUUCCGCAAACAUGACCCCUUACAGUGGUGACACUUCAACUGUUGGCUUUCCUCACCACCCUCAACCCAUAGGCAGCCGGAGACCAGAUAUACUGAAUCCAGUAGACGUCGAUUUGGAGAUUAGGCAGCAUCAUCAAAUGGCACUAAACUCUGUUCCUGGCCACUUGGGCUACAACACAGGGAGUCCAGACGAAUUGACCGCGGUCACGUCAAUUUUGCUGGAUCAGCAGUACUCAGAGAUGGACCGGAUUAUCAGUCUAAACAACGCAUAUUUUGCGUCUGAUGUAGCUUAUAUUCAGUAA